Messenger RNA from Purpureocillium takamizusanense, 2807 nucleotides. RefSeq lists its product as uncharacterized. The transcript has 2 exons. NCBI's taxonomy places the organism in Eukaryota, Fungi, Ascomycota, Sordariomycetes, Hypocreales, Ophiocordycipitaceae. Gene Ontology annotation, biological process: anaphase-promoting complex-dependent catabolic process; protein K11-linked ubiquitination. The record is from RefSeq and is a predicted model, not a curated record. Bases 1221 to 2510 code for a protein of 429 amino acids. Gene Ontology annotation, cellular component: anaphase-promoting complex.
UGCCAACCCCUCGUCCCUCGCGCACUUGUUGGGCGGGAGAGCCUGGGCAGUACAGUACGAAGUACUUCGGCAGGGUCGUCACGUGAUGGCGCGUAAUCGGCGACGCGACCCUAUCGCGAAGUCACUUUGUGAAGCGGCCCCUGCCUCGACGACCACCAUCCCAGCGCGGAGAACCAGUCCAGCAGCACGCAUCCGCAGCUACCUAGGCGGGCAGGUAGGCAAUGGACAUUGCCCGCGGCGCCCGUCGCGCCCGUCAUGUCGCCGCCAAUGCCGCCGCCGCCACUACCAAUGCGACCCCAGGCGCCGGGACAAAUCGCCCCUCAGGCGAUGAUGAUGAUGAUAACGAUGAUGUGGCGGUGACGCCAGCAGCAGCCCGGGCAGCGCGUCCCGCCGCUGCUGCAGCGCUACCACCACGGGCACUGGCAGCUACGACAACGCCCGACAACGGCAACGCCAAUGGCAACGGCCGCGGCAACAGCUACGGCCUCGACGAGCAGGAGCAGCCUCGCCGCCACCAGCGCGAGCCCCCCGCCCUGAAUCGCGCCAUGAGACGCGCCGCCGUUGAUGCAGCUGCGGCGGCGACGGCCGUGGCCCAGCAGCUGGAGCCGCACCACCACCGCACGCCUGAGCAGGCCCGUCACCACCAACCCCACCAUCACCGCAAUCAUCACCAUCAUCGCGUGCGCCAGCAUGCAUCACCACCCGCCGCUGCUGGGCCGCCGCCCCCGCAUCCCUUUCGUCUCCACCGGUGUAAGUGAACACGACGCCUUGUUUUUGAUAUAGUAUAUUAUCCAGCCACGGCGCGUUUGCGGGCAGUCCCAAUUCCAGGCGAGAGUCGUCGCCCAAGCGGGCAUCCAUCCCGGCGCGGACUCGCCCAGAAAGGUAGCGCCUUUCGCUGAACAGGCAAAGGCGGCAGCGGCCUCGCCAAUUGCCACUUGCCAAUGCCCAGCCCGACCACCAAUCUCGCCUUGAUUAAUUACACGGAUUCAUGAAUCCAUUGUUCAGCCUUCGUUUGCUCGGGAAUUGGCCCAGGAGUUCAACCUCUGCAUUCGCCCACGCCCGCGGCGCCUGCUCCGCAAACCUGCCCUUCUCCAUCGUCCUGCACACACCACGUUCACUCUCAUUUUUCGCACACUCCUUUGCCGCUGCCUUCACUCGUUUACAAACCUUCGGGUUCGCCAUCUUAUUUGCAAGCCUCGUGUUGAUGAUCCUUCUGCAUCAUGUUCUACGCACCCAACGCCGGACCGACUCCGCCGUCUAGCCCUCCAUCGGUCGACGUGACCUCGCCCGUUCCAAUUUACCAGGAUCCCGAGGAGCGCGUCUCUCGCCUCCCGCUGCAGGAACUGUCCAUCACACCCUUUGGGGACGUGGCUACGCAUCGAGGACCUUCGUCCCGGCCCAUGCCCUCCAUUGACAAGGAAAACUACUCGGCCCUGAGAUCGGCCCUCGACCACCGCGAGCAAGUGCUUGUCCAGCGAACCGAGGACGUGGCCCACGCCCUCGAUCAGAUGCGCUACUAUCGAAAUUUGCUUCAGCAGUCUCUUGCCGAGUUUUCGUCCGCAUCCUCCGCCGUGGCUGACCCAGACCAACUCUCUGCAGCCGCCCACAUGAGCGCCAACACACGCCUCAGCAUGCCUCUCGAUUCGGACGAGUCCAGCUCCGAGCCGGACCUCAGCGUCCUCGGCAUGGCACGCGCUGGAAACGCCGGCGUGGAUCAUCAGAUGAACACAAUGGCCUACGACGAGGACGAAGUUCUGUCCCAGGAGCAGUACGAGGACACCAGCCUCGAGGAUCCCGCCGAGGAGCACGACGUGGCUCCCCUCUUCGACCCAGCCACGGUCGGUCUCAAGGAGAUUUCGAACCUUGGCAAAUUCACCGUCAGCAGCCACAAGCCCGGCUGUGGUGUCGACGAACUGCGCAGCGACGACCUCAAGAUGUACUGGCAAUCGGAUGGCCCUCAGCCCCAUAAACUCACCAUCUACUUUGUCAAACGGGUCGGCAUUCGUGACAUCCGCUUCUUUGUCGACUACAACGAGGACGAGUCCUACACCCCCACCAAGAUCGUCUUCAGGUCCGGCACGAGCGAGAAUCACCUGAUCGAGUUCGCCACCAUGAACCUCGACAGCCCCGUCGGAUGGCAGCAAGUGCCCAUCGCCGGCGCCGGAGGCGAGCCGGAUGGAAACACCCUCGUCUCCUGGGUGCUCCAGAUGCAGAUUCUCGAGAACCAUCAGAACGGCAAGGACACGCACCUGCGUGGCAUCAAGAUCUACGCCUUUGACGCCGACGCGGCCGCCGGGCAGGAGACGGUCCCCGCGGGCGGCGACGACUCUGACGAGAACGACAAUGACGAUUUCGACGCCAUGGACGUGAGUGCCGACGACGACACGGGCCAAGCUGGCUCUAGCGACAAACUGGGCGACAUUGCCCGGAUUCUGGCCGCGGCCAGACUCGAGUCCGGCGACACUGGACUCACCCUCCCCGACUUUAUGCGCGAGCCGGAAAUCCGUUGAGGAGACAAAGACGGCGCUACAGAGGGGAGAGAGUGAAACGAGCCGGGCAGCGAACGGUGGAAGUGGAGCCAACGUACGUAUACUUUGUACGAAGUCUGGACGAUGCCAUGAUGAUAUGUGCAUGAUCCCAACCAAGGGCGCAAGGACGGUAGGGCCGCUUAAGGCGUUGAUGGAACAUUCGGGAACCCUGUAACACACACGAGCUGCGUCUCUGGAGUUGCAUGUAAUUCUUCAGAGGAUGGAGAUAUGGGGACGAUAUCGGGUUUUGUGUUAGGGCAACGGCCCCAAUAGGAGUGC